This is a messenger RNA of Amaranthus tricolor (Joseph's coat), 2038 nucleotides long. RefSeq names its product probable dolichyl pyrophosphate Man9GlcNAc2 alpha-1,3-glucosyltransferase. NCBI's taxonomy places the organism in Eukaryota, Viridiplantae, Streptophyta, Magnoliopsida, Caryophyllales, Amaranthaceae. Gene Ontology annotation, molecular function: dolichyl pyrophosphate Man9GlcNAc2 alpha-1,3-glucosyltransferase activity. The record is from RefSeq and is a predicted model, not a curated record. Gene Ontology annotation, biological process: protein N-linked glycosylation. Bases 303 to 1847 code for a protein of 514 amino acids. The transcript is spliced from 7 exons. Gene Ontology annotation, cellular component: endoplasmic reticulum membrane.
CCAUUUGGUAGUUUGGGUGAAUCAAAAAACUAAGUAUUGAACCCAAAACCAAAUUCUAAUUUCUUCUCUGUUCUCACAAAAUAUUCAUCAUAUUCCUCCUCACUAACGGACCGGCACAGGCACAUUUCAGACCCGGAUCCAGACCCAGACCCGGAGUCGAUCCACCGGCAGCAACCACUCCAUCCGUCCCAUUUCGGUCUUGCAUGAAAAUCCAUAUUGGUUGGUGAAGGAAGACAUAGAUAAGAGAUGUAUCGAUCCCUGGGAUGAUAUUGAAAGGAAAGAGUUAGGAAAAGCCGUGAGAGAUGGGAAGCAAAAAGGAAAGAAAGGUGAUUAUUAUUGACACGAAUAGUCAGCCAUGGUGGUGGUUGCUGAACAAGGGUUUGGGUGCCUCAUUUUUGUGCAUCUCUUUGUUUGCGUUAUUAGUUAGACUCACUGUUUCACUUCACCCUUACUCUGGUGCUGGAAAUCCCCCCAAGUUUGGUGAUUUUGAAGCCCAGAGGCAUUGGAUGGAGAUCACUAUUAAUCUUCCUGUUAAGGAGUGGUAUCGUAAUAGCACUGCCAAUGAUCUGAGUUACUGGGGCCUCGAUUAUCCUCCAUUGACCGGCUAUCAGAGCUAUGUUCAUGGCAUUAUCUUGAAGUCGCUCCUUCCGGAAUCUGUUUCCCUGUUCACUUCCCAUGGUUACGAGUCUUAUCUUGGAAAGCUGCUGCUGAGAUGGACAGUAUUGUCUUCUGAUAUACUGGUGUUCCUUCCAGCUGUUUUUUACUUUAUUCAAGCAUAUCUUACUAACCGUCCGCACAAGCAGCAGAGUGAUGUAGCUUGGCUUAUGGCACUAAUUUUACUGAAUCCAUGUCUCAUUGUUAUAGACCAUGGCCAUUUCCAGUUCAAUUGUAUCAGCUUGGGUCUCACUAUUGGAGCUGUUGCUGCUAUAUUUUCCAAUCGAGAGCUGGUAGCUAGUGCUUUGUUUACUCUUGCUUUGAGCCAUAAGCAGAUGAGUGCAUAUUUUGCUCCAGCAUUUUUCAGCCAUCUCCUUGGUAGAUGUUUGAGGCGUCGCAACCCAUUUGUUGAAGUGUCGAAAUUGGCUUUGGUUGUCAUGGGAACAUUUGCUAUAGUCUGGUGGCCUUAUCUGCAAUCAAAAGAAGCCUUAUUAGAGGUUCUGGCCCGUCUUGCUCCCUUCGAGAGAGGAAUUUAUGAGGAUUACGUUGCCAACUUUUGGUGCACAACAUCAGUUCUUAUUAAGUGGAAGAAACUGUUCGAUACACAGUCAUUGAAGCUGCUUAGCUUGGUGGCCACCGUGUCUACUUGUUUACCGUCAAUGGUUCAGCAGAUUAAGUAUCCAAGCAACAAAGGGUUCCUCUUUGCCUUGAUUAAUAGCUCUCUAUCUUUUUACUUCUUUUCAUUUCAAGUUCACGAGAAGUCAAUUUUACUUCCUCUUUUGCCUGCAAGCCUAUUGGCUCUCGAAGAAACUCAUGUUUACAAAUGGCUUACACACUUUGGCUUAGUCUCGAUGUUUCCACUCCUAUGUCGUGACCAACUUGUCUUGGCGUAUAUCGCACUCUUCGUUCUCUUCUAUGCUAUCUACUUUGCACCAAAUUCAAAAAACUCGAGGAAGAUCAGAUAUACGACGUUGCCAUUGAUGAUCAAGACGCUUGUUAUAAUACUCUCGUUCAUACUCCACAUAGUUUACUUGACGAUGAGUCCUCCGAAAAGGUACCCAUUCCUUUUUGAAGCUAUUAUUAUGAUCCUUUGUUUCUCUCAGUUUGUUUGGGUCGCUAUUUAUACGAAUACAAAGCAAUGGAUGCUGCAUAAAUCAUCUACUUCCAUAGAAAAGGAAAAGAAGUAUCUUUAGUUGUGUAGUAAUCGAUUCUCGUUUAUAAUUUACUUGUAAGUUUAUGUUUGAACCCUAAUGAAAUUGCUGAUUUUGAGUAUUGUGAAUUCAUUAUCUUUUUCUUAAUUGUAUCGAUGAUAUCCCGACUAAUCAUCUCACUUAUAAUGGAUAGUGUUACUAUUUCACAAACAUCUAAGGAAAUUUGUCCUUUC